CGCAUCUCCCAUGGAAUGUGGCAGCAGGAGGCAACCCCCGCAACCCCAAAGGCAAUUAAGCUUGGGAGUUUUACCCUAAAGGAGGAAGAUGAGUCUGACCCCAUAUCCGUUGGCUCCGUCUUCGCACGCAGAAAGGAGAAGGACGCUUCACCCUCGCCUCUCUCAGGUGCAGCUGCAAUCAGAGCUGCCUCGGCCGCAGCAGCAACAUCAUCAACAGCAACAGGAGGAGGAGGGGGGGGAGUGGGUAGCCCUGGACCAGGGAGCCUAAAAAGAAAAGCCCUGGAAAACCCGCCAGACGUGGGCUUCUACCAGCUAAAGAAGAAGCCUGCACACGAAACAACAGAAAGCAGAAACAAAGAACGUGACAAACAAAAAAUGGAGAGGGAAGGGAGCAGCACAGAGAGGAAAAAUACAUCAGAGAGAAAGGAAGAAAAAGAGAAGAAGAAGAUUAAAGAGAGAGAAAAAGGAGGGGGCGAAAGCAGUAGCAGUAGAAAGAACAGUGACCGAAGAAAGGAGGAAGAGGAAACAGAGAAAGAUGGAGAGGAGGCGAAAAGGGAGACCCACAAGAAGAAGCGAGAAGGAAGCAGAGGGGGAGAUAGUAAGAGGGAGAAGGAGAAUCUCCCAACAACGUCUCAGAAGAACCAUAGGAAGACCGAGCCGUUUGCGUCCCUAAUGAAGGACGUAGUGUUUGUUAUGAGCGGCUACCAGAACCCCCAGAGGUCUAACCUGCGCGACAUGAUGCUGGAUAUGGGGGCGAAGUACAAACAGGAUUGGGAACCCUCUUGCUCGCACCUCAUAUGUGCUUUCACCAACACCUAA
Penaeus monodon (black tiger shrimp) is the source of this 819-nucleotide messenger RNA. RefSeq names its product DNA repair protein XRCC1-like. Gene Ontology annotation, cellular component: nucleus. Gene Ontology annotation, biological process: base-excision repair. Bases 16 to 819 code for a protein of 267 amino acids. Lineage: Eukaryota; Metazoa; Arthropoda; Malacostraca; Decapoda; Penaeidae. The record is from RefSeq and is a predicted model, not a curated record. The transcript is spliced from 4 exons.